Molecule: messenger RNA, 2577 nt
Organism: Fusarium graminearum PH-1
Lineage: Eukaryota; Fungi; Ascomycota; Sordariomycetes; Hypocreales; Nectriaceae
Exons: 3
Coding region: 1-2577 (858 amino acids)
Biological process (GO): guanosine tetraphosphate metabolic process
Source: RefSeq, a predicted model, not a curated record
AUGGCGUCUGACCACGGGUCCCCGCCAUCAAGCCUCAAUGCUAAAUUCACUCGGGAAGUCCAGAAUGCUUCGGCGCAAGACUCUUCGCAGUCAGUAAAGGCGGCCUUUUUCGAUGUCUGGCAAAGACUGAAGCCAGAGUACGAAACUAUGCAUCAAGCGUUGAACCAAUACCUGACCCACCAGCUUGAAGAGAGCUCGAUACGUGCAACAUUGCAUAGCAGGGUGAAAAAGGACGAUUCUAUCUCCAAGUCCAUCGACCGCCGCGAAGAGCAUUGGGGCAAGACAUACGACAGCCCCAAGCAGAUACUCGACGGUAUCCACGACCUUUUGGGGUUUCGUAUCGUUGUGGAUUACCCGUCUGGUCUUGAUCAAUCGUAUCAAUUGAUCAAGAAACAUUUCUCUGUGGAAAGGAUCAAUACCUUCUCCACAGAUCGCGAUGUGGGCGUUCUUUGGAAGCCCAGGUUUGGAGCAUAUGAAGGCAAGAACUUCCAGGUGCGGAUGAGCCCUGAUGAGCACAAUGUGGGACUUUCAAUCUACUAUGAAGUACUAUUUGAGAUUCAAGUCACCAGUAUCGCGGAAAGUCUAUACAAUCGACUGGCGCAUCCACUGCACUACAAAAAGUCAUCGGGUACACUCUCUCGACAAGACGAGAUGAUCAUUGAUAUAUCGCACGGCCUUUCGCUUUGUUACUGGAUCACUAUUGCCUGCAUGGAAGAAAGACUAGAGGGCAAAUCAGCGAUGGCUAGCCAGACAAGCCCACUUCCGCACACUGUCAGAAAGAUUGCUGGACAUGACCCUGAGGAUGAACUGGACGACCUAGACGACCUGGUAAACAUCACACCUGAUAUGCCAGUUAUUCCAGGAGAUAGGUCUCUGGGGUGUUCAAAGACCGGACCGUCAACUCUGAAAAGAACUGCACCAUCAGACGACACAGUCUCAAUUGAACUACUUCUCAAAUCACUCAUUGAUCUUCCUCAGGAGAAUCGCUCGGAUGCAGAUGUAUGGAAUGGAAUUCGAGACAGGCUAGGAAAAAACACGAUUCAGCAACGGCAUCAGGAUACAUUCGAAUGGGUCUUUGCAGACAACGAAGAUGCUAUCUAUGGGGACAACUCUUACACCGAAAUUGAAGUACCUAGUCUAGCUAGUUGGCUGGAAGAGGAUGACCAUUCUCUGUACUGGGUUAGUGGAAAGCCCGGCUCUGGCAAGAGCUUUUUCAUGAAAUUCAUCGAGAAGGAUGAGCGGACCCAAGCAAUUCUCCAGAAAUGGCAACCACAAUGCCGCAUCAUCUCGCAUUACCUAUGGAAGCCGGGGAGCCACGACCAAAGGAGUCUGAAGGGUGUCGUUUGCUCACUUCUCCAUCAAGUAUUGCAAGAUGAGAAAGCCAUUGCUUUACGCCACCUACGUGAAGCUCCAGCCCUCAGUCACAAGUAUCGUGCGUCCGACUGGGAUAUAGAAGAUGCGAAGAAGCUGUUGUUCAAUGUUCUCGGCCGCUCAACUCGCCCAUAUCUUAUCCUCAUCGAUGGAUUAGACGAACUUUUCAAGCCCCAUUACGGGAUGAAGGUGGUAUUUCAAUUCUUGGACGGUCUGGCCAGCAUGGAGAAAGUAAAGGUUUGCGUGUCCAGUCGUCCUGAACCUAUAUUCAUAACCAGGUUCAGAUCUCAACCUAGCCUAAGGAUGCAAGAUCUCACGGAGAACGACAUUCGAAAGUAUACAGUCGACAAGCUUAGGGAGCUAGAUCUCGAGUUUGACAAUAAGAGAUUCCGAGAGGCUGGAAGCGAAAUUGUCAAUAGAGCAGAAGGUGUUUUUAUAUGGGUCUAUAUCGUUUUACGGCAAAUCAAGCUCGGCGUUGACGAAUUUUGCGAAACAUGGGAUGACAUACUCGAUCACAUUUUCAAGCUACCUAGUGACCUUAUGGGUCUUUACCGGGACAUGUUAUCAAAGUUUGAUGACAACGACGAAAAAUACGUAAAGCGAGCCGCACGAUACUUUCAGUACAUGCGGGAGAAUCCCAGUUUUGAAUGUCCCAAUAUCGCUAGGCUCUCCCUGGUAGCAGACGAGAAUGUCCUGGAUUCCUUCACAAGACCAGAGGACACUACUUGCGUCGACAAAUGGGCAAAACUUUGCAGGGACACGGAGAAGACACUAUUUCCAAUCUCUGCAGGGCUCUUAGAAAUCAGAUGUUUCUCAUAUCCAACACCAAUCUCACAAGACGAAAUCACAAUGUAUCCAUGGAGGGCAAAAGGAGUGACCUUCAUACACAGAACCGCCACCGACUUCUUAGAAGGAGAGGAAGGGAAGGCGAUUUUCGGAAAAUAUGCAAUGGGCCCCGAAGACAUGCUCAUGAUGCAUAUCAAGAUGAGCAUCGUUCAUUACUCUGUUGUGAAUCACAAUGUCGAGCUUCUCAAUACAGUUCUUAAUCUCAGCCCUAUGGGCAACGAACUGGUCAAAGGAUUCUUCCACAACUCUCAUGACGCACUAUCCCUGCUUCACGCUUGUUGUACAAACAAGUCACGACAGCUUGUGCGCCCGCCCUGUUCAAAAACAGUACGGAAUACUCAUCGACUCAAAUGGAGGUGA